Molecule: messenger RNA, 532 nt
Organism: Menidia menidia (Atlantic silverside)
Lineage: Eukaryota; Metazoa; Chordata; Actinopteri; Atheriniformes; Atherinopsidae
Source: the annotation of a GenBank genome assembly
CUGAACCGUGCCCAAAGCAAGAAGCCACAGACGAGCCCAAACUCUGGACUCUGGUUCCUUUACCGGGCUGUGCAGGUUGGAUGUGCGCCAGAGGCUGGCAUCUGGACGUGCCGACAAGAAGAUCCAAAUCCAGUGAAGGGGGAACGAGCCAAACAGCCCCAGCUUUCUGCCUGCAGAGGACAGCAACACCUGGACAGGAAAUGGAGAGAGAACAACACCAAACUGGCACAAGAUGGACAAAAAGGCAAGAGAAGAACAGACAUGCGGCGAGGAAAAGCCGACAAAAACAAACAGAGAGGGCUGAUGAACUUCAUGAGGAGCUUCAAAGUCUAGAGCAAGCAAAUUCUGCUUUUCAAAAGGAGAUCACUGGCUUGAAAAAGCAGCUUCUGCUCUAUGAGAGGGCUCUGGAGCGUCAUAAACCCUACUGCUGCCUCAAACCCUCUGCUGCAGCCAUAUCUCCCACCGGCCUCUCGAUGUCCUCCUCAGGCCGCUGUAAAAGCGGCUCCAGCCCUCCCCGAGCCCCCAGCUGCCC